AUGUCGAUCAACUUUAACAAUAGUGGUUACAAUCAACAGAAUCUACAUCCUUUCGCUUCACACCUAGUUAAAACUUCUGCGUUAACAACGGCUUCGACAACAGACGCUAUCCUACUUGAAAAUCGUCCAUCUAUUAUGGCAACAUUCAUAUCACUAUACACAUUGAUAUUUUUCUUUGGAAUUUGCGGAAAUGCACUUGUCGUUCUUGUUGUUUGUCGUAAUAAAGCUAUGCAGACUGUAACCAAUGUAUUUAUUACUAAUCUAGCUCUUUCUGAUAUUCUUAUGUGUUGUCUCGCAGUUCCAUUUACGCCUAUAUCAGCCUAUGGUAGUACUUGGCAUCUUGGUAGAGUACUCUGUCAUUUAGUACCAAUGUCAUUAGGAAUAUCAGUUUAUGUAUCAACACUAACCUCAUUAGCCAUAGCUGUAGACCGUUAUUUUGUUAUUGUCCAUCCGUUUCGUUCACGUAUGCGUCUAGGUGUGUGCAUAUUAUUAAUAAUUGUUAUAUGGAUUGUCGGUAUUUCCAUAUCAUUACCUUUAGCAAUAUAUAUGCGCUUUGAUCAUGAAAAAUGUGAAGAACAUUGGCCACAGUAUACAUCACGACGUUUUUUUAAUUUUUCAUCAUUAAUACUACAAUAUUUAAUUCCAUUCUCCGUCAUAUCAUUCAGUUAUUAUAAAGUAUGGGUUGCGCUGGCACGUCGCUCAUUACCAGGACGUACUCGUAUACGUGAAGAAGUGGAAAUAUGUCGUAAGAAACGCACAAAUCGUAUGCUCAUUGCAAUGGUUGUUAUAUUUGCUAUAUGUUGGUUACCAUUGAAUAUUGUUCAUAUGAUUACAGAGUUUUAUCGUUCACAAUUAAGCCAUUAUAAAGUACUUUUUUUGAGUACACAUGUCAUAGCGAUGUCAUCAACCAUUUAUAAUCCAUUUUUAUAUUCCUGGUUAAAUGAUAAUUUUCGUAAAGAAUUUCAAAAAAUUGUUCCAUGCCUAUUUAAAGUAUGCUGCUGUUUAAAUCGUCGUCAACCAAGUAAUUUACCAACACAAUUAACAAAUGUGGGUGAUGGAGAUUUUUAUGAUCGCCCAUCAACAUAUCAGAUACCAGCUGAAUCGACUAUAGGAACGUGUACGCAAAAUCCCAGUCAAAUGAAACAAUCAACAUCGAAUGGAAAACUCAAUGGUUUACCAAUAAAAAAGUUAAAUAAUCAAGAAACUUCUUUUACAGUUCCAGCAGAUGAAACAUCAGGCUCAUUAAUUCCACUACACCAACAACCACAAACAACACUUACUACAACAACUAAUAAAAAUUAA
This is a messenger RNA of Rotaria socialis, 1302 nucleotides long. NCBI's taxonomy places the organism in Eukaryota, Metazoa, Rotifera, Eurotatoria, Philodinida, Philodinidae. The record is from the annotation of a GenBank genome assembly.